Molecule: messenger RNA, 243 nt
Organism: Gracilinanus agilis (Agile Gracile Mouse Opossum)
Lineage: Eukaryota; Metazoa; Chordata; Mammalia; Didelphimorphia; Didelphidae
Gene: C2H5orf46
Product: chromosome 2 C5orf46 homolog
Exons: 3
Coding region: 1-243 (80 amino acids)
Source: RefSeq, a predicted model, not a curated record
AUGGCUUUCUCAGUCCUUCAUAUGAUGAUGGCGAUAGGACUGUUUACUUUGAUUCUUCCCUGCCAUGCUGAUGAUGAGCCAUCAGUCUCGAACCCAAAAUCAGACACAGGAUUACCAACAUUCUUAAGUACCCUGGGUACUGGAAUCCUUGAAUCUGCAAUGGACUACCUUCUCUCCUCAAUGAGCCGGAGAUCUGGAUUUUCAGAAUUGGACAAUAAACCAGAAAAGUCUCCAGAAAAGUGA